AUGGUUGAAAUCCUCUUAAGAGAAAAGACUUUAGACUUCAAGCGUUCUAUUGAGCUCUUUCUGCUAGUAGAGCUUAUUGCCUCAAGGGGUGGAGAAAGAGAGUCUGGUAUUUUUUUUAUCCUUGGUAGAUGGACUGGAAUCAUUGCCAGCAUUACCAACAAGUGUAAAACAAAGCUGGAUAGAUGGGUGUUUACCACAAUAAACUUAUGUAUUUUGUGGUAUUUUUCAUGGGCAUUGACAACACUGCCACCGAUCAUAGCAACAUUGUCUUUUUCAAUGCGCUUUGACCAGCGAUGGUCGUACUCUUUGCCAAACUUGGAGGUGGAUAUGGUGAGAGCCCAAAAUGUAUAUCAUGUAGCCAUGUCUUCUCAAAGAGGUGGACCAGAUGGGAAGGCAUUAAAGGUUUAUUCUGAUGAUAGGGCCGCAGUCGAUUGUAUGGUACCAAUUACAAGAAGAGGCUAA
Phycomyces blakesleeanus NRRL 1555(-) is the source of this 462-nucleotide messenger RNA. RefSeq lists its product as hypothetical. The coding region runs from base 1 to 462 and encodes 153 amino acids. The record is from RefSeq and is a predicted model, not a curated record. The transcript has 5 exons. Lineage: Eukaryota; Fungi; Mucoromycota; Mucoromycetes; Mucorales; Phycomycetaceae.